Messenger RNA from Meira miltonrushii, 4909 nucleotides. RefSeq lists its product as uncharacterized. Gene Ontology annotation, biological process: regulation of DNA-templated transcription; DNA-templated transcription. The transcript has a single exon. NCBI's taxonomy places the organism in Eukaryota, Fungi, Basidiomycota, Exobasidiomycetes, Exobasidiales, Brachybasidiaceae. Gene Ontology annotation, molecular function: DNA binding; zinc ion binding; DNA-binding transcription factor activity, RNA polymerase II-specific. The record is from RefSeq and is a predicted model, not a curated record. Bases 277 to 4659 code for a protein of 1460 amino acids.
CCGCCUCUUGAUUCAGGAUGAAUAAUGACCUUUUCCAUCUUUUUGUUCAUCACCAUCAAGACAAUCACUUAAAGCAUUCAAUGGUGAUAUGGAGUGCUGAUCAUUCUUUCAUUUCAGCAAAGUCGGUCAAGUUUUCCGCAACUCCAACGUUCAAUUAUACACUUUCGGCAAUCUCUGGUCACGAAGCAACGUGAUCAGAUCUACUACGCAACUGACCCGAAACAGAUUGCCUAUCUCAUGCCAGGUGGCAUUGCGCAAUUUUAAACUUAAUCUACAAUGGAAACACUAUCAUCGGUCAUCUCUGCUGAUCGUAAAAAACGAACCAGACCCGUUUCGGCUUGUGAAAAUUGUCGAAGCAAAAAGGUGAAAUGUCAUCUUUUACCUGAUAAACCGGUUUGCAAAGGUUGUGCACAAAGCGGAAAAGAAUGUUUGUUCAGAGUUGAAGAUCUUUCGCCUGCUUUACGUAAAGAAAGGUUUCCCGAUUAUGUGCCUUCAAUGCAAUCUGGAGCAAACAUUCCCAAUCGGAGGAGAAGGAGGAAAUCUAUGGCCCAAUCCACGGAUGCAGAAGAUGAAGAUGAAGAAGAUGGUACGUCAGAAAAGAUGAAAAAGGAUAAUGACGGUCGUCCAAUAAAAUCAAAAGCAGUCUUCCGAUGCUUUGCAAAUCCUACCAAAUUAGCCGCUCCAACUGUAAAGACAAAGGUUGCAUCACAAAGGGCGGAUGUCAAGACCAACGCUGGAUUUGAUCAUCGAUCGGAGAACUCUAGAAAACUUUCUGGGGAACAGAAUGGUUAUCAGCAUCCAACAAGCUUGCAGCACAAUGGCGAGCUAGCUAAUGCAUGGCCUUCACACAUGCAUACAGGCUAUGCUACCGGUCAUUUUCACUCUCAGAAUGGCAGAACAAUGUAUCCUGCAUCUCCUUCAACCCAUUUUGCCAACGGUCAAAAUGCAGCUCAUAGCUCUUUGUCAUUCCAGACGCCGCCUGUUCCUCAAACUCCCUUCGUGCCCCAACAUCAGCAACCUCAUCGUAAUCCUUUCUCUGUCCAUAAUUCUGCCAUUCCGCCUACUCCUUCGGUCUUUUCUGAACGAUCUCUUUCUUCUAGUCGGAUUGAAAAUGCGGCAACAAGCGCAACUCGAGAUUAUGCACAACGUUCGUCAAUGGCAGCUCCUCAGUCUCGUGAUGGCGGCAACGUAUCUGAGUGGCGUUCUGUACCUGCUGCAUCUAUUCAUACGAAUCAACAAGCAAAGACGUUGGCACCUUCACCGAGUCCGUUUGCUUGGUCACCUGGAUAUGUACAUCAAAGUUUGUCCGAACAAAAUGGUACAUCUUCACAGGCUAGAACGACGCAAAUUGAUACAAUUCAAAGGCCUAGAAUAAACUCUAAUGAUGAAAAGGAACAACAACAUUGGCAAACAGAUCACGAAAAUGCACACGCACCUCCUCCCUUGCCACCGCUGCAAUCGGAACAACCCUCGGGUUUCACUCCUCGGAAAAGCCAAUCUGUCUCUUCUCGGGAUGGCUUGCCAAUUUCUUCGUCCGUUGGCAGGAAUGAUUUGGCCGCUGCUAGUCAAUUACAGCUGUUGAGCACAGACGAAAAGGGUUCAGAUAAGAUUAAGAAGCCGAAUGAUGAAAGUAGUACAACGAGCAAAGGCCGCAGUGGAAAAGCGAAUACGGAUGGACAUUCUUCGCGCAUCUCUGCUCAUGGCUCUGCAGGAUCACCACAUAGCAGUACACAUUCAAAACCACCAGCAACGUUCAAAAAGAUCGCUUUGCCAUUCUUUCGUUGGUUCGGUGCUACUGCAAAUACACCGGGUAUACGAAGAAUCAAAGUUGGUGUUUAUCACGAAUCGGAUAUUGACCUAGGAGCCGAGGCAGGAGAUGACGACGAAAUUGGAAGUGAGGUAGAUGGUGAAACCCAACAACAGGAAGAAAAACAGCUCGCGGGAUCAACGCAAGAUCCUUCUGUUUCGGCCAUCACGCAAGCUAAUUUGAGCACGAUCUCUAACUCUGGCGAACCCAAGACGAUGGUUCAGCCAAGUCCAGGAGGUGUGUCGCAUGCAUCCUUGACACAUCCAUCGCCCUCUCUAGCUGCGGGAAAUCAAGGCGCCAGUCAUCAACCAGGUCAACAUCAUUUCGCUGCUGAUCAAUCUGCCCUUUCGACAACUGUACGUGAAUUGUUUGAGACGAAUCGACCUCGAUACCCAAGAAGAGAUAUUCUCAUUCAUUUGGUCAAUUUGUUUACAAAAUAUUUCAAAGCAUCAUGUUUCCCAUGGUUGGAUGCGGCAGAAUUGAUUGCAAGUGCUGAAUCGGGAGAACUUCCGGCCAUUCUUGCCAAUGCGAUCUGUGCAAUGACUGCCAGGUUUAGUGGACAUCAAGAUCUGCAAAGGGUAAAGAAUGCAAGUGAAUCUUUUGCAGAUAUGGCCAAGGUAUUGGUCGUUCCUAUGCUCAGUUGGCCUUCGAUCGAUGUGAUUGAAGCUUUGGUGAUUUUAUCUUACGCUGAAUUCGGUGCGGGUGCUGAUGCCGGUCUUUGGAUGUACGUUGGAAUGGCAUUACGAAUGGCAACCGAUCUAGGACUUCAACAUGAAUUGACCGUUCGUAGUAUGGCAACACAAAAGCAACAAGAUCGUGCAAGGUAUUUGUUCUGGGCCAUCGUCAGUUUGGAUCGUAUCACUUGUUUCGGUACUGGUCGGCCGGUCACUGUUCGGGAUGAUGCAUACGAUUGCGAACUUCCUCCUUUGGAAAAUGAUUCAGCUUCGGAUGGGUUCGUGUUUGGUCACAUCGUACGUACGCUUCUCAAGAGAGGAAGGAUUGGAGAAUUGCUCAACAGACGUGAAGAUGGUCUCACAUUAGAGCAGAGGGGAGCACAACUUCGAGCACUUUGGCUAGAUUUGGCAGAGUACUACGAAACCUUACCGCCUGAAUUACACUUUGGCGUCAAUACGUUUAGGAAGUUGGCCGCUGCUGAUAAGGGUUGUGCAUUUGUGUAUCUGCAUACACUCUUGCAAAGUACCAUCAGUCUGUUGAACAGGCCUUCACUGCUUCGAAGGUUUGAUCGAGAUUUCAGUAUGACUGCACCAUCAAGAUUGGCUUCGAUUGCAAGUCAUGCCGCCGGUACGAUUGUGAGCAUUUUGCGAUUUGCUGAGGAUGCAGGUCAGCACAGAAUUCGAUCGCCAGAGGAAAAUGAAGAUGUGAAUCCAUACAUCGAUUGCAAUCCAUAUUUGGAUCAAUUGAUCUUGCCGGCAGGAAGAGCAUUUUUAUCCGAACGUGAAGCAGCCAAAGAAACGUUGCGUAAUUUGGGACAUCCAGCGCCUAUAUCACGUCCAAUGACGGCAAACGGAGAUCAAUCAUCACGCUCAAAGACGACAGAGGAAACGCAAGAAGGUGUUCAGUCAAAUGAGCUCAUUCAAGGAUUAAAUACCCGCAGACAGUAUGCUCAGACCAACAUUGCUACUUGUCAACAUGUUUUGGAACGUGUAGCAAGAUGGUGGUCAGGAGCAAGUUGGCCUGCACGAGCUUUGAAGCAGGAAUGUGAGGGAGCAUUGGAUGAGUCUAUUGGACCGGAUGGAACGGAUGAAGAAGCACAGCCUGCGCCCAUUCGUGAUGUAGAAAUGGUGUUGCGAUGGGCUCGUGCAAGACGUAAUCGCGCUCAACAUGGCAGUCCCACUCCUUCACGAAGGAAUAGCGUUGCCACACUGGGUCAAUCUGCCGCUGGUGAAGGUCAAGAUCUGCCAAAUCUAGCACAGUUGGACGCUAUGGAGAAUAUGGCACAUAUGGGACACUUUGAUCCAACGUCAGGAUCACCUUUGGGUCUCGGUUUCUCGGGUAGUCUAGGAGCUGCUUCUGAGAUUGAUGUUGAUGCUUUGAUCAAUGCAUGGGCCAAAGAGUUGGGUACGAUUGAAUCCACUGCGGCCGUUCAAGGUGAUUUAUUUGCGAAUAUGAAUAAAUCAGCCAAUCCAAAUUCUUCAGCUUUUGGUUCUGGUAGUGGUACAACCGCUUUUCAAAGUCUUGGUAUUCCAGGCAGAACGGGAUAUACACCCAUUGGCACACCUUCAGCAAUGGCAGGAAGACCUUUAGCACCUUCUCGUCCUACUUCACGUACUCGUCAUAGGAUGGCAUCGGAGAGUAUGCCAGCAAAUGUGCACUUUGGUGGAACAGAGUACAUACAACAUGUUGGUCAAAAUGCCAGCAACCAACAGCCGUACAUUCAACAAGAAAUGACAAGUUGGCCUUACAGUACUCCCGGCUCGAUGGAUAUCAACCUAAGUGCGAUGCAAAUGGAAGAAUUUUUCUACAGUCCACCUGCUCUGAUCGAUGGUCAUGCUUCCGUCACGACGAGUCAACCUAUUCCACUUUCUGACAUUCAUUCACAUGCUCAACAAGGAGAUGUGGGUAAUUCAAUGAUCAUGACACCUCAAAGUUCCACAGGGUAUGGUCACGGAGGCGUUUUAUCUUAUGCGCCAACUGGAGGUAUGCCACCAUCACACGCACAUGAUCCUUCUCAUCAUCAUCAACAGAGUGGGAUGGAACAUCAAAAUUUGGAUAUCCUUCCACCUGCUCUGUUUAACGCAUUCAAUUUUCAUCCAGCACCUUCGCCUUAUAGUGGCGCUCCCUUUCAUCAACGGCCAAGCGAUUCUCAUCAACAACAUACACGCAAGGAAUGAAAUUCAAUGAUCCCGCAAAAAAAAGAAGAAUGCCUGACAUUCAUGUACAUUUAUAAGUGAUACCUUUUGUAAUACAUAUUGAUACGAUACAAAUACAAGUGUGAGAAUGUGUGUGGGAUUAUGAUUUGCUCUUUCCCUUCCACAUUAGUUGACUGAUUUUGGCGCCCGCUUCUUUUCUUCUUAGGUCGCUGAGUCGGUCAAAGGCUGCUUUGGGAGGUGAAGCUGAUGUUGACUCUUGUAUCAGGGAUCU